ACAACAAAAUGGUGAUCAGAGGGAAACUAUCCGGCGAGUUGUUUAUUUUUAACAUUUUAAGUGUUUGUUUCACUUUAGUGGAUUCAAACUUCAACGUGGAGGAAAUAUAUGGUGUUAAGUAUGGAUUUCAGAUUUCUAGGGAGCCAGUUCUCUUGAAAGAGAGUUCAGAACUUGGAAAUACAGUGUUAUUAUCAUCCAAGCAUGGACAGCAAUAUCAGUGUGUUCUACCACAGCUUGAGAAUUUAGAUAAAAAGGAUGAGGAUAUCCAACAUAUAUCUAAAGAUGAAAUUCCUCAGCUUCUAGAACCAAUAAAGAAAAAGUGUUUGUAUAAUAAUAAAGGAUGGUGGACAUAUGAAGUAUGUUUUGGAAAAGGAAUUUACCAGUAUCACAUGGAAGCAAAUAAGGUUGUUGGUGAUAAAAUUUCCUUAGGAGUAUUUAGUAAUGAGACUGAUUGGAGUCAGGAGAAAAUAAUCCUUAGAAAGGAAAAACCAAAACCAGGAAAAAGUUCAGUGGCUAAAAAAUAUCAUUCCCAGUAUUAUGUGAAUGGUACUCAGUGUGAUUUGACAGGAAAAGAAAGAGAAACACAAAUUAAGAUAUUCUGUGAUGAAGAUAGAGCAGAUUUUGUAGUAAGAGUGGAUGAACCAUCGUCCUGUUCCUAUGUAAUUACAGUACACACCAACAAGCUUUGCAAACACAACUUGUUCAGGUCCUCCCAAGUACAGGAACCCCAGUCUAUUACCUGCUCUCCAGCAUUAUCAGAGGAACGAUAUAAAAUUUAUGUAGAAAGAGUCGAAUCACGAAAAAAGGCUCAAGAGGAGGCCAAAGCUGCCAAAGAAGCUGAAAACAGAGCUCGAAAAGCAAGAGCUGUAGAGAAAGUAGAAGGUGAAGAUGAAAUAGAGGACGAUGAUGAAGAAGUCUUUGAUACAAAGAAUACGAGAUCAAAGCGAAGCCAAGUGUGGCCAUGGGAAAACCCUGGAGUUGAAAGUGAGGAUGAGGUUUGGAUUGAUGGAAAAAUCGAGCAGGACAAAAUUGAUGUGCACAGAUUGGACAUUACCAAGGGGCGCAAGAAAAAUGCAAUGGGACAUCUUGAAAGUGAAGGUAUCACCAUCAUGAGUCAAAAGAUACACAGGAAGAGACAACCUGUCAUGGAAAGACAAACAGGAGACGCUGAAGAGAAAGAAGAAAAUCCUGCCGAAGAUGAAAUGAAAGAAACGCCGGAUAAAGAAGAAUCAAAGGAGUCAAUUGAGGGGACGGAGAAAAGUAUCGAGAAAGAGGAAAAUGUUGACGGUAAUGAGAUGGAGAAGGCUGUUGAAGGAGCUACUGAACAAAACUACAAACAGGGGGUUAAAGGAGAUGAAGGUAUUCCAGCAGAAGGAGGGAAAGAGGAGGUCAUUGAUGUAGUCAGCAAAGAAGGUGGAAAAGAAACAACUACAACAGAGCAAAGUUUGGAUGAGGAAUGGAGGAAUAAAGUGGAUGAAGAAAUUCUUAAACUGAGAUCUACUUUGAAAGAGAAAUUAAGCAAGUUUGGUUUCAAUCCUGAAGUGUUGGAUAAGAAAUUCGAGGAGAAAUUUGGAAGUGUGGGAAACCGAGAAAAGGGGAAGGAUGCUGCCGACAGUCAGAUUGGAACAGAAAAUCAUGAAGAUGAAAAAAUUGAUGAGAAAGACGAAAAACUUGAAGAUGAGGAUGAGGAUGAAGAUGAAGAUGAAGAUGAAGACACGCCACAAAAGGAACAGCAGAAGUCAAAGCCUAACAUAAAUUACUUUGCGGAAUCACUUAAAGAGUUUCAGAAGCUUUUUAGCGGGGGCAUGAUGAAGAAUUUGUUAGAAGCUGCCUCUGUAAUGCAAGCUGAGUUGGAAAAACAGUUUUACGAAGAACGCGGUCGAAUGAAGAGUGAAGUUGAAAUCGUUAAGACAAAGAUACAACAGAUUGAGGAGACAAAUGGUGUGAAAGACAAAGAGCUUGCCAAAACAUUGAGCAAGAUAAAGGAUUCCAUUGAACGUUUUGAGAAAACCAACUUGCAACUAGAUGAUGACAUGGAAUCAAUCAAAGAACUCAAUAAAGAGAUAUUCAAUAUGAUAGGAGGUAAAGAUAAACCAGCCGCGAAAGGCGACUUGCUAGAACUUUCUCUUAGGAGCAACAAACUUUUGAAGAAAAUUCUUUUGCGGCGAUUCCAGCUGGACCAAGACUUAGAUUAUAUCACAAAAAUGAGAGGAAAAUUUUCUGGUGACAAAGAUGCCGAGGAGGAGUCGAAGGAUAAGGCGCAAUUUUUGCCAACGAAAGGUGGUAUUGAUAAAGUCGUGAACAAGGUGAAAACUAUGAUCCAAGAUCUGGACGUGAACAGUAAAGUGAAUGCAAAAGCUGCAGAUUUUGGGGAUGAAGGCAGCACGGAAAUAAACUCUGCCAGUUCUACAAUUGACGACGUUGACGAAUUAGAGUCAUCAGAAUCGUCUGAUGAGAGUGACACGAAAACAGGAGUAAAAGUGAAAGUGUCAAAGGUUAAGAAAGUAUUCGUUGGCGACAAUGAAGACUCCGAGAUGGAAGAAGCAGAUCUUGACGAUGAAGAGAUGGAAGAGUUAGGUCUCCAAAAGCGAAUUCGUAUGGCUACGAAGAAAAUGGAAGAACUAGUCAAACAGCAGCUGAGAGACUCAGGAGUGUUGCCUUCAGGCAAGAUAAAAGUCAAGAUUGUGACAUCCAAAGACGCUCUGGAGAAAAUGGAAGGCAAAAGCGAUUUGAAGUUACUCAGUGACGAUGAAGAAAAUCAAUUUAAAAACAUGAUCCUUGGUCUAUUGGGAGGUAGUCCUGACGCUGGGAAAGAAAGAAAGCGUCAACAAGACUUGGAAAACAAUUACAAUUUAGUUUGGAAUGAGGACGAGCUGCAGACAGUGCCGAGGGAAGAUGAUGAAGCUGAUAGGGAAGUGGAAGUAGAAUCAUUUUAGCCACAAUCAAACUUUUGCACUCCUCAUCGAGAAAGAUCUAAUCGUCUUGUCACGAGCGUAUUACAAAGAAAAAAAUCGGAGUGUCCCUAGAAAUAGAACCUCAGACAUUUGGAUUUUGCGCUUCGAUGCUCUACCACGCAUGUACUCACCUUAGAGUUGCCUUAAACUCAACGAUAGGGCAUCACGGCGCGAAAUCCGAAGG
This is a messenger RNA of Pocillopora damicornis (cauliflower coral), 3138 nucleotides long. RefSeq lists its product as uncharacterized. Lineage: Eukaryota; Metazoa; Cnidaria; Anthozoa; Scleractinia; Pocilloporidae. The record is from RefSeq and is a predicted model, not a curated record. Gene Ontology annotation, biological process: retrograde protein transport, ER to cytosol; endoplasmic reticulum unfolded protein response; ERAD pathway. Gene Ontology annotation, cellular component: endoplasmic reticulum lumen.